Messenger RNA from Vitis riparia (riverbank grape), 1257 nucleotides. Its product is annotated as vacuolar protein sorting-associated protein 26C. Gene Ontology annotation, biological process: intracellular protein transport. Lineage: Eukaryota; Viridiplantae; Streptophyta; Magnoliopsida; Vitales; Vitaceae. The record is from RefSeq and is a predicted model, not a curated record. The transcript is spliced from 11 exons. Gene Ontology annotation, cellular component: endosome. Bases 95 to 1039 code for a protein of 314 amino acids.
GUUUGGAAGAUGGCUGAUUUUGCAGAUCAAAUCUAGGCUAAUAGCUCUAGUUUUGGCUCUUGAACUCGCCUUUGUGGAGUAGGGGGCGUGGGCAAUGUCAAUAGAGAUCAAACUUUUCCGACCUAACCGCAUCUAUUUUCCCGCCGAACCUCUUGAAGGCAAAAUCAUCCUGAAGUCACCCUCUUCAAUUUCUCACUAUGGGAUUCGCCUCACUCUCGACGGAUCCGUCAACCGGCAGGUUCGGGGAGGCUCAGCAGGAGCAAUUGAGGCCUUGUAUGGUGCUGUCAAGCCUAUACGCAUUGUGAACAAGAGUGUUGAGAUUAGACCUGCCGGAAAGAUUGGUUCAGGUACAACUGAGAUACCAUUUUCUGUAAUUCUGAGGCAGCAAGGAGAUGAUAGAUUUUAUGAAACCUUCCAUGGGGCAAAUAUCAGCAUCCAGUAUCUGGUAACUGUAGAUGUAAUGAGAGGAUACCUAUAUAAAUCAUUAUCUGCUACAAUGGAGUUUAUAAUUGACAGUGAUAAAGCUAAUCUUUUUGAGCCACCAGUUCCUCCUGAAAUGGUCAUCUUCUACAUCACUCAGGACACACAAAGACAUCCACUACUUCCUGAGUUAAGAUCAGGUGGAUUUCGAGUGACUGGAAAAGUGUCCUCUCAGUGUUCUUUGUUAGAUCCUAUCAGCGGUGAGCUAAUAGUAGAAGCAUCUGCAGUUCCCAUUCAUUCCAUUGAUCUUCAACUGCACCGUGUAGAGUCAAUUCUUGUUGGAGAGAAGAUUGUAACUGAAAGCUCUUUGAUUCAGACAACGCAGAUAGCAGAUGGAGACGUGUGUCGUAGAGUGACCAUUCCAAUCUAUGUUAUUCUUCCUCGUCUUUUGACUUGUCCGACAGUCUUAGCUGGUCCAUUUUCAAUUGAGUUCAAAAUCUCCAUCGUCAUUACCUUCGAGUCAGAACUGGUGAAACUGCAUCCAAAAUCCGAUCCCAAAACUCCCAGACUCUGGCUGGCAAUGGAAACUAUACCACUGGAACUGAUUCGAACAAAGUGAGAUGAUCUGCAUCUCCCGAUCAAGACGAAGAAAACUAUGCAUGAUUUUUUUUUUUUCAUUUUAAAUUGUUAAGAUACCCUUUGAUGAUAUAUCUGCGGAAUAAUCACUGCAGAUUGUUUAUGCUUUUAGUUUUGUGAAGUACAUUUAUCGAGUUUUGGGAUCUAAAUUUUGAAUCUUGUGAGCAGCAUAUUCACAGUGAAAAACAUCAUAUUGAUAGA